AAAGAACCUUAAUUAAUGUGUGUUUUCAUAACUAUAAAAUAUUCUUUAAAAAUGUUUGCUGGCAGGCUGGGCAUGAUGGCUUACACCUGUGAUUACACUUUGGGAGUCUGAGGCAGGUGGAUUACCUGAGGUCAGAAGUUCAAGACCAGCAUGACCAACAUGGUGAAACCCCAUUUCUACUAAAAAUACAAAAUUAGCCAGGUGUGGUGGCACAUGCCUGUAAUCCCAGCUACUUGGGAGGUUGAGGCAGGAGAAUAGCUUAAGCCCAGGAGGUGGAGGUUGCGGUGAGCCAAGGUCAUGCCAUUGAACUCCAGCCUGGGCAAUAAGAGCAAAAUUCUGUUUCAAAAAAGAAGGAAAAAAUUGUUUACAGUCUCUGCAAUAAAGCGAACAAUUGCUCACUGUCUAUUCCAAUAGUGCAGACCGGGGAGGGUGGGAAGUGGGCAGCAGCCCCCGUAACUGCAAAUCUACCCCCAGUGUUCAUCAGGCACCUACUUUGUAAUUAGCGCAGAAAACAUGUAGGACCAGGUUGCUUCUCUCCAGAAUUACCAUGAGUUAGGAAGAAACAAAAUGCAACACUUAGGAAGAGAGAAUUCAGCGUGACCUGGGCUAUUGAGAGAAAUCUUUACGGAGAAUGGAAUGUGAAUGCCGGGCCUCACAGGGAGGCCAGGAUCUGAUGAGAUUGGGAGAGAAAGGGAAAGUCACUGUAAGUAUCUGGUAUCAUCUUUUUGGUAAAUCAGGAUCCUAUAGCCUUGAAGGGAUAGUAUUUUCAUUGCGUAUUAGUUAUUUCGCAGAGGCGGCCUUGCAUUCUUGUUACUGUUCAUAUUUAAAGAUGUGGGAGAUGUUGGGCGUGACUGUGGAGGGCCGCGCCCUCCCCACCCAGAGUGAAGCUUGUCUGGGCCCUGGCUUCAGCAGCUAAGCAGGCACAGCAUCUCUGCAUCCCCUCUUGACUUUGAGGAAAUAUUUGUCAUGGAGACUCAGGUUUCACAAGCACCUACCCAGUGCUGGGCUGCACUGAGCUCCUCACAAAGGCCCCAUGACAUGGAGGUGAUUAUUUGCAUUUUACUGAUGAGGAAAGUGAUGGCUUAGAGCGUAGCUCAAUAGGGUCACACAGCCAGGAUGCGAAACUCCCGGAAAUAAAUGAAGACCACACAAAGGACAGCAUACACUUCCGGGGGGAUUUUUUUAGGGGGUAUGCUUUGAAUGCUACAGGAGUCUCCAUGGAAGCCAUCCUCAAACUCUUUGGAGAAUACUUCUUUCAAUUCUGUAAGAUGUCUGGCUAUGACAGGAUGCUUCGGACACUCGGAGGAAAUCUCAUGGAGUUUAUUGAAAACGUGGAUGCCCUCCACAGUUACCUGGCACUCUCCUAUCAGGAGAUGAAUGCACCAUCGUUUCGUGUGGAGAGAGGAACAGAUGGGAAAAUGUUUCUCCAUUACUAUUCAGAUAGAAGUGGUCUGUGCCACAUUGUCCCAGGUAUCAUUGAGGCUGUGGCCAAAGACUUCUUUGACAUUUAUGUAACCAGGGACAUUCUUGACACGAAUGAAGAAGUGGAAAGGACAGGGAAGAAGGAGGAUGUUGUGUUUCUGAUUGUACAAAAGGCUUGCGGGAAGAUAAGAAAGACAAAGACAAACAGGUUACAAGACAAUCAGGGCAUCGAGAGAGACCAAGAGGCCUUCCAGGCAGCUCUUCUCAGAAUGAAGGAGAAAUAUUUAAAUAUUUCUGCUUGUCCUGUGAAAAAAUCCCACUGGGAUGUUGUGAGAAGCAUAGUCAUAUUUUGAAAAGGGCAUGUCGCAAAUGACUUCCAGCCAGUUUAUCCUGAGAGACUCUGGAUUGAAGAGAAGACAUUCUGCAAUGCCUUUCCUUUCCACAUUGUAUUUGACGAAUCGCUACAGGUCAAGCAAGCUGGAGUGAACAUUCAGAAGUAUGUUCCAGGACUCCAAACCCAGAAGAUUCAACUGAAUGAGUAUUUCUCCAUCAUUCAUCCUCAAAUUACCUUCAACAUUUUCAGCAUUCGCAAAUUUAUCAACAGUCAAUUUGUCCUGAAGACGCGAAGAGAAAUGGUGCCUGCAGCAUGGCAAAGUCAGCCCACACUCAAACUUCAAGGCCAGAUGAUCUGGAUGGAUUCCAUGCAGUGCAUGGUGUACCUGUAUUCUCCAAAGCUCCACAGCCUGCAAGAGCUGGAAGAAUGCAAUAUGCAUCUUUCUGACAUCGCCCUCCAUGACACCACCAGGGAUCUCAUCCUCCUGAACCAGCAGCAGCUGGCUGAGAUGGAGCUGUCCAACCAGCUGGAGAGGAAGAAGGAGGAGCUGCGGGUCCUCUCCAAGUACUUGGCCAUCGAAAAGAAGAAAACAGAGACUUUGCUUUAUGCCAUGCUUCCUAAACACGUGGCCAACCAGCUGAAGGAGGGCAAAAAGGUGGCUGCAGGAGAAUUUAAAAGCUGCCCAAUCCUUUUCAGCGAUGUGGUGACAUUUACCACCAUCUGUGCUGCCUGUGAACCUAUACAGAUAGUGAACAUGAUGAACUCCAUGUACUCCAAGGUUGACAGGUUAACCAACAUGCACGCAGUCUAUAAAGUAGAAACAAUUGGAGAUACUUAUAUGGUGGUAGGAGGUGUACCAGUGCCUGUUGGAAACCAUGCUCAAAGAGUGGCUAAUUUUGCCUUGGGGAUGAGGAUUUCUGCAAAGGAAGUGAUGAAUCCUGUUACGAGAACCCAUCCAGAUCGAGUGGGUGUCCAUACUGGACCAGUCUUAGCUGGUGUUGUGGGAGACAAGAUGCCACGGUAUUGCUUGUUUGGUGACACUGUGAACACAGCUUCUAGGAUGGAAAGUCAUGGGCUUCCCAACAAAGUACACCUCAGCGCCACAACCUACAGAGCCUUGAAAAAUCAAGGAUUUCAAAUCAUUGAGAGAGGUGAAAUCGAAGUGAAAGGUAAAGGGAAAAUGACCACAUACUUUUUGAUCCAGAACUUGAAUGCCACAGAGGACGAGAUCAUGGGAAGACCUAAAACCCCACGUGAUCACAAGGCGUCAACACAGGUAGCGUCCCUGCCCACCACCAUGCUCCAAGGCUCAGUUCAACCAUCUUGCCCUGAACAUGCUUCUCUUGCAUCCUGGUUAUUAUGAUGUUCUCUGAGCUGGGCCGAUAGAUCCAGCUAGAGUUCUACAUACACGAGUCUUCGAGGUUCUUCUCUAGGUACGUCCCAUGCAGCUCUUAUUUGCGAGUGCUUUCUCUGCUCGCCAGCUUCAGAGGUUCCAGCACAGGCUUCUUCGCAUGCUGGAAACUUUUGCCUUCCACAUUUUGUUCUAGCUUCCAAAAUAGACGAGGGACAAAAUUCGUGACUCACCCAGCUCCAGGACUGACAAGAGGGUGGGAGUUUAGGGUAAAACAACCCAGUGCUAAGCUGGACCAGGGAUUACCAUUUGGCUCAUGGUAACCCCCAAAGAAGCUAGAAUCCAACAGUGAGGUCUCCAUUGCAGGGCUGAUCCAUCCCACACACUCAGGUCCUCUUAGCUACAGCCUAAGACGGAAGUGCUGUCCUGAAGCGGAAACCCAGUAGCAGGAGGCAAGCGUUUCUGAACCUCCAAGAAGGGAAUGAAUUCCUUCUGACAGGAGCUAAUCUUUAGCUACUCCUGUGAGAGGCCCACAGGGGAAUCUCAAAGUCCAGAGGUUCCUUAUUUACACAGCUAUUACAUGCAGCAUGUCUCUUUAGGACAUGUGGAUUAUGAUGACUAUUUUUAAAAGUGGGGCUAUCCCAAAGAAAAGAUGGGUUAUUUGAGGAACUUUUAAAAUCGUUGUCAUGAUGCCUUCAUUCUAACAUCAGCUCACCUUAGCAUCCCUGUAAGCCAUAGUUGAGUUUUUAAAAUUUAGAUCCACAUUUUACUGAUGUGGGCACUGGGAUACAAAGAUUUAAAUAAAAAACAAGAAAUGACUUUGGCAAUAAGGACCAGGAGCAGUCCUCAUUAGAACUUUUAGCCCCAGAAUUUCCAGGCUCUGGGCAGCUCAUCCUGAUAUCUCCCCCUCCCUCCCGCCCUCAUGCCAGCCUCACAGCACAGAGGGUUUCUAGAGAGAAGGCAAACAAACUUUUCCUCCUUUUCUCUUUGCUAUCAGAAAUGGACAAAGUAGAGUGGGGAGGGGCAUCAUGCCACAUGAUCAUUGGAGAGGAGAAGGCCGGGCCGGAGGCUUUGGCACAGGACAGGGUGGAUGGGUCUCAGCUCUGCCUGGCUCUAACCCCACACUGCUCUCUCCCACUCGCCCACUGAGGGUUCCCACACUUCUUAGAGAAACAGUAUUCUGGAUCAAGGGAGCCAGUAGAAUCGAACCCACUUUCAGUUCUGAGCUAGGGAAAAGGAAUCCCAAGUAGAAAGUGAGAAAGAGUGCCUGACCCGGAGCCCUCAGAAUGGAGCCUGAGAAUGAGGAGGGAGGGAGGGUGUGAAAGGAAGGUGAGGGAUAGCAGCCCCCCAUCCCCCGAGGCCCCAAACAGUGCCUCUGUGUAAAUUAACAACAAGGACUCCUUUGUGGGCUAUGGGGUGGGCAACCCCCCAGACAUGGCUUCUUAUAGAAGAAAAUGGCCACCCUCUGUCUGGCUGACGUCAGUCCUCACCCUGAACCCCUUGGCCAGGUGCCUCCAUGUAGAGAAAACCGUACAAACAUAUAUGUGGUCCCAGGAAGGAAGGAAGGAAGGAUCCAGCCCUUUCUUUUCAUGCUUCUGCGCAUUUCCCAGCCCCCUGUCCCUUUCCCCAGCAGCCCUGGAUAUCCAGCUGUGAGCCUCAGCCACCAGGCUCUGGGGGAGGGUAAGUCUGUCUCUCCUGUCUGCCUUCAUCUACCCUGGAGGUGAUGUCAGUCCUCACCCUGAACCCCUUGUCCAGGUGCCUCCAUGCACUACCCUGGAGCGCAGCAUGAGGAGGGGCUCCAGCAGGAAGGCCAGGAACUCUCAGGGGAGACUCAUGCAGAUACUGCUUCCUAAGGAACCCCAUUAAACUUCCAGGGGCCAGGAUGUUUUCUCCCAGUGACAAUUGACAUCUCCACGUGGCAAGAUAGAGAAUCUCAAAGCCAUUGCGGGGGAGGGACAUGGAAACACUAUUGUGUCCACUGAUGCUAUCUCUAGAUUGGUCUGUUUCCUUAGAUUAUCUCCGAUGGGACACACAUUAUUUUUGGGGGGGUUCUUAGAGAGGAGCAGGAGCCGGGCACUUCAGUGAUUCUUAUGUGCAGUCAACAUUCAGAACUAUGUCUAAGACCAAAGCAAUGCAGAAGAAAGGGCCCUACAGGGUCUUUCUUGUGCCCCACCCUACCCUGGCACGCAGGGACCCAGAGGUAGCAGGAGCAAGAAAGGAGAGCAUCCAGGAGAGCGCUUCCUCAAACGAGCCUCCUCUCCUCCACUCUGCUCUCAGACAGUGCAUUUCCUCGUUCUAGGCAAUGAGUCCAUGAAACACAUUAAAUGUCCUUCAGCCUCCCUAGCACGACAUCCAACAACUGGAGCUUCCGUUCAGUCCUUCACAUGAUGGACACCUUUGGGAAACCUCCCAGGACAGCCGAUGUUCAGAGGCAUUAAAAAAAAAACAAAAAAAACUCCCAUUUCGGCCACCAUGAAGCCUGCUCAUGCAACCAUCCUCACUUUUCCUUCCUCUCACGGUUUUUGCAGAAGCAAGUGCUCAGGGAAAUCAAGACAGGAGAACCGUUGCCAUCAUGAGGUAUGCCGACAGUCAGCAGCUGCUCCCCGACAGAGACGCAGCAGACACAGACGGUGAGUGCAGCAGGCCUGGUCUAAAAUACUUCUAGCCCUGCCUUGCUCAUAAAGAGAAUCAGACACUUCAGAGGUCACUUCACGGGUGGUGAGAAAAAGCCAGAGAGGGAUAGCGUAGGUGGAGUUUGGGGUCCUGGGCAGGACACUACUGACUUGCUCGCUGUAUUUUGAAUGAACUUUUGUUUUGAGCUCCCCCAUUGCAGGUGCCCCAGCGGCUCUCAUGCUGGCAGGACUUCUAUACUCGCUUCUAAAAGAAUCUCUAAUACCAGAAAAACUUAUUGCUUUCUGCGCAUCCACAAAACAAAGUUUCUCUGGACAGUGUGGCCCCAAGUAGCUUGCCUCAUCUUACUAAGGAAAGUGGAGACUUCCUGUUCCUGCACCAUCUGGUGCUUUACAGGGACCUCAGGGCACUGACACUUCCAACAGCCCAGUUACCCUCUUCUCUACUUUGUCCUGAGAGUUGUAGGGACAGGAGGGUUUGCUUCAUUUGUGCUUAUUCUGGGCUGUCUUGGCAGUCACUCAGCCACCUCAGAGCCAGAACAAUUCUCAGGACUGGUUUGGAGUAUGGAGUCACAAAGGAAUCAUGAAGAACCAGGGAUGGGUGGACAAUAUGAACCCCUGUAGCAGCAGCUCCCCCAGCCCUUUCUAGAACCCCCAUACUAGGCGAUCCAUGUGGAGUUAAGCAAGUCAUGGCCACAGUGCAUGUUUGUUAGAGAGGAUCACAGCUCAUGCAUUUUCUAAAAACCAUCUCUGGUCACUGAGACAAUUUCUUAAGACAAAUGAAAGAUCCAUGUGAUGAGAUAGAACAGCCUAAAAAUCCAUAUGAAAAGUCCAGCUCUCGUUAUCUCUAUUAGACAAUGUCUCUAAAGUUGAGUGUUGCUUGAGUGCUUGGCAUUGGCACUGCCCUGAUGCCCGAAGGCUUCCCUCUAGCUUGAUCCUAGAACCUGAGAUUGAGGCAAUGAAUAGCAGCCUCAUGUUGAUUUCAGGUGAGAGAAGACUCUGAUCCUGGGGUCAGUUGGAUGUUUGGAUUCUGGGACAUGAGAAGCUCAAAGCAAAGUUUUUGCCUUUGCCUAGAGGCAUAUCCCUCCUCUCCCCACGCCUCUCCCUUCUGGAGUUGCAUAUUUCUGGCAAUGCCCAAAACCCUGAAUAGUCGUCCAACCUAUUACAUUAUAGAAUUAUAACACUCGUAGAUCCAUUCGACAGUGUUCCUGGAAAAGUGUUGCUGCUGCAGGAAUGGGCAAAGCAUCCAGUCACUGUCCUGUGAUCUGCGAUGCUCAUUAACUAAACAUAUGAGGUCCCUGCCUUUGGGCAGCUUGUGGCUUAGUAGAAGGAGACAGACAAUUAACAGGUAACUAAACAAAUAAGACGGUUGGGGUAGUGAUGAAUGUCAAGAAGAAAACAAAACUGAGUAGUGGAGAAGAGGGCCAGUGAAGCCUUCUGAGAGGGAGCAGCAUUUCAGCCGGGACUUGGAUGAAGGAAAACCCCCAUGUGGCCACCUGGGUAGGGGCUUCCACAGAGCGCUGUGCCCAAGGCAGGAACAGCCUUGGCAAGUUCACAGGAGACAAGAAGACCAGUGUGCCUGGAGAGGGCUGGAGGAGAAAGGGAGCCACAGGGAGGAAGUCAGACAGGUGUGUGGGGGCCUGGUAGUCUUGGCCUUGAGACUGCUUAUGGAUGUACAAAAAAGCUUGAGCGUGAAAUGGGGGGCAGGUGAAGACUUGCUGGGCUCCCUGGGGAUCUCCAGAGGGAGAACGGCUCUGCCAUUUGAUUCAUAAACAGCUCAGAAGGGAAGGUGUAAAAACUCCACAUGCUCCAGGAAGAUGAGCAAACUCAUUUUUCAAACUUCUGUUGCAUGGGAGAUGGGGAGGUCCCUCCACAGGGACCAACAGGGACCAACAGGACUGGGCAGGGCUGGGUGUCUUUCUUAGAGGUGAAGACAGAACUUUCUCAGCCCCUCUUCUAACUAUGGCUUUCCUGGACAUAAAGCAACACCAACAACCAGAGAGAGAAAUUCAGGCCACCUCAGUUUGGGGGGAAACUGGAGGGUGAACUGGCAUUUUUUGGCAGCUACUUUGUGACAGGCAUUUGACCCACAACAUCUUAUUUACACAACAGUUAUAUGAGGUCCCACAACUAGUAAGUGGAAGAAAUAGCAUUUGAUCUUCAUUUCACACUUGUUUGUCUUGGGCAGAUCACGUCCCUGUGAGUUCGUUUUGAUCAUCAGACUGAGACAAUUCCAUAGUUUCCCUAAGUGCUGCCCACUGAACUUGAACUUCUUGGAUUGGCAAUGGCCCAGCCUUGUGUCUCUCAGAUCCUCGGGGCCCCAUCUGAACAGAUCUCUGUUCGGUGUGAUUAGCAGGCGUAUUCAUAAGGAAUCCCUCCCACACUGUGGGUGCAUGACAGACUGGUGUGCACCAAGAGUGCCACUGGACCCAAAGCCACCCACACCCAGACGUACUGAACCAGAAACUACCUUUUCACAAUGUGCCCCAGUAAUUUUGAGUUUGGGUUUACCAAUGACAUGGGCUUCUUCCUUAUCUCUGAAAGUUGGCAACAGACAUAGAAUUUAGCUGUGGCAGACUCAUGCCACCUGCUCAUGGGACCUGCCUCUUCACUGUGGUUUGGGUCCCAGUUCUCAUGGGUUUUCAGGUCCAGCUAGGUCUCCUAUAUCAUGCUUAGCUCUGAAGGCAGUAAAGGCUGCCAGAGCGUCACGGUGGGAGCCCCCGCCCUCGCCACUACCCCUGGGCCAUCCUGCCCAGCCCCUAUGUGGGCAUCACAAUGAGGAGGUGUCUCCAUCAGUAGCCAUGGCCUGUCAGGACUCUUCAGAGGCCAGCCUGCUUCCCAGGCUCCAGGCAGCUGGGCGGACAUUCAUUCAUCAUCUCUACCACCAGCCUCGCCAGGUGGUCACCUGGCUGCCAAACAUGAUGGCUUUCCAGUUGCACACCGUUCCAUCUGACUAGGCUCUCUCGGGUGGGAAACAGGCACUCCUGCCCCCUCUCCCCAGAGAGGACCAUGGAUCCUGAAACAAUAUCUCAGAGCCGUGGCAGCCCGUGCAACUGCAGCGCACCUAGACCUCUCUCUUCAGGCCAGCUGAGGCCUGGGGCUCACCCCUCUCUCGACCCUCUUUAAAAACGGGGGCACAUGGAGUCCCUCAAGGCUUAGCCACCUUAUGCCAGGGCAGUAGGGAGUGCUCAGCGGAACCCAGGCCUGCAGGCUCCACGAAGGACCCAUUUGCACUUCAAUAAAGCGCUUUUCUUUCACUCAACUAUGUAUCUUGGUGUUAGAUGUGUCAGUGAGGAGACUCCCCAGUGCAAUUAAACAGGAGUAUUGAGCCGGAGAGAAAUCAGUGUGUGUUGACUCGGAUAUUUAAGCAACCACCUUUCAGUAUUGACUCAGAAAUUGGCCUUCCAGCUGUCCCUGCUGGCAGACUCUUCUGGCAUCUCGUCAAGCCCCUGUUAAUGUGUUUUUCAAAUUUCAGCUUGCUUCAACUUGUCUCCUGACUGAUCCUCCUGAUGAUGAUAAUAAUCGUUUCCAGGCUGACCUGCACACAGCACUUAGGCAAGUAGCCCAGGCCCCUCUCUGGAGGUGACCCCCUCCUUAUAAAUCACAGUCAGAGGACGUUUGCUUGCUGGGUUCGCGGCAGGUUAAGUCAGCUUGGGGGACUUCUCAAGCAACUCCUAAUUGUUCCUCUGGAGAACCUGAGUGGUGAGGGUCUCUCUCCUGAUGGGGUUAGACUUCAGUGGUCUGCUGCUGAAGGGGGCCGGGUUGCUGAUUCCCUCCAAAUUUUAUUCACUCUUCCAAACAGGAAGAGCUUUCCCACCAUUUGCAGUCCCCCUGACGAGUAAUUCUUGGAUGGGUUUGUGGUCACUUAAUUGCCGGCGCGCUUGCCCCUUGCUUUACAGAGUCGUGACUAUACAAGCACCUUUCCCAGCCGUGGCCAAUUAGUGGGGCCCCAGCUGGUUUGGAGCCAGGCUUCUAAGGAAGGCUGGGUCCCUGUUCUCAGCUCCAAGGCCUUUCCUGUAGCCUCUCUGAGGCCUUCCUAAGUGCUGCUGUCAAACUUUGCUGAACUUUCCCCCUUGCAGCUAAUGAGUGUCACAGCUAUUUUUAACCUCGCGUUUUCCAGAAUUUGAGCUGUUAACCCAGCUUCCACAGAAGGAGGAUCCUGGGAGGUAGAAAUGGACCCUUCACACACAAGGAGGUAACUAAUGGAAGAACAUAGGAUUUUCAGUGUCAGGGCUAGCCUUGAAGUUUUGUGUGUUGUCACCCUGGAUAACAUCCACCAAAUGUUAAAUCAGAGCUGGUCGACACAGGCGACACAGCGGGGAGGGCAGCCGGACCAUCUGUGGAAAACCUGUUGACAGUAGAGACAGCUGAGCCUCACCUGAGUGGAAUUUGGCAGGUCUGCACUAGGGCUGUGAUUCUGGUUCGUUAACCAACUUUAUAGGGGAUUCUGAUGAGCCAGCCGCCUUGAGGAUGACCAUCAUGAUGGAAAGCGUGUUAGACUGAAAUCAGAAUUCCAGGUCCUGGCAUUCAGUGACCUGUGUGUCACUUCAGGCAAUCCUCUUCACAUCAUUUUUCUCAUCCUGAAGACAGGAUUCACAGGGUUGCUUUAAGAAGUAGAUGAGAUCUGAAAACAGCAUCUGAGUGUUGGGUGUGCGAACGCUGAGUCAGUUGGGCAUUCAUUCGCUUAACAAAUAUAUGGGUCUUAACACAAAACUGUAAGAGGUACUGAGGUACUGCAGAGGUGCUAUUUUUCUUAAGGUAUAAUCUGUUGCAAAGAGCUUUAGACAAAUGGGGCGGAGGAAUCUACACGGGAAGUCAGGCUCCCAGCCUUGUGCAGGGCGCUCCAGAGUGACAGUGUGCACAAGUGAUGCUGAAACACAUACUGGGACUUGGAAAACCUCUUAGACAAGGUGCACAUGACAGCAGAAAUGAGAAUAGGCAAGGACCUGCUCUGGUCUCUUGAAAACAUGGGGACUUCUGGAAGCUGGGAAUUUAUUUCCUGCAUGGCAUGGCCUCUUUUGCCCAUGGAUGGAAAUUGGCAGGAUGAUCCUAGAAUACCACUCCUUUCAUCCUGGAAAUGCCAUUGCAUUCUUUGUAUCACUAGGGUAGAAGUCUACACUUGCUGUUAGAGUUUCCCCUAAAAUUUCAUUUUUGGAAUUUGUGUCUCUUUUCUGUGUUCACAUUUCCCCUGCCCUUUUUCUAGGAUGGGGGUGAAUGCUGGGAAAACUGAGGUGGAAGUAAGUGGGAGGGAUACAGGGCUCUGCACAAGUGGAGACCACAUAGAACCACGUGGGGGUGGGGAGAGAGGUGGGAUGGUGGCACAAGCCCUGUGCUGCCAAGGACCAGGAUGGGUUGAAGCCAUGGGUUAGGUGAAGCCAUCAGGGCACAAUUUCAGCUCACUGCAACCUCCACAUCCCAGAUUCAAGCGAUUCUUCUGCCUCAGCCUCCUGAGUAGCUGGGACUACAGGUGUGUGCCACCACGGCUGGCUAAUUUUUUGUAUUAUUUUUAGUAGAGGUGGAGUUUCACCAUGUUAGCCAGGAUGGUCUCGAUCUCCUGACCUCAUGAUCCACCCACCUCGGCCCUCAGCCUCCCAAAGUGGAAAAUUUUAAACUGAUAUAAUGCGUUUCACAUGGUACCCUUGUUUCCCAUGUGACCUGUGCUAUUGCAUACCCUCAAAGCAAUUUUACAUGGUAUCAGAUGAAAAUCCCAGUUUUCUUAAUACUCUCCACAUCUACAACACGUCUUUGGGACCCCUGAUGUCUCAUGAGUCCUGAAGUUUCCUCUAAAUUUUCCAAGAAAGUCUAAACCCGUUCAAGUUAGCUUUGGUGUUUAGAGUAUCCUAGGUGUCUAGAUGUCAGUAACCCAUGGAAGAUGUACCUUGUCAUUUCUACUAACCAGAAAAUGUAAUUAACCAGAAGGCUGCAUUUCUCAACUGUGCACAACAAUGAGCAUUAACUGUAACAAAAUGAUGGUACUCUGAGGCAGUCCUUGGGGCUGGUCUGGAGCAAUGAUCUUGUGGGAACGAAAGAUGAUGGAUGAGAAUUCGUCUCAAGUAAACAAAAUUCUUCCACCAUCUGGAUUGUGGAACUGAAUUGGAGUAGAAUGUCAAACAUACAUGUGUGAAAAUUCCAAGACAGCCUUGCAAUUCUGUGCUGACCAAGUCUUGUUUGAAUUGUCAGAGGCAUCAACUCAAAUUGAUGGAGUCAGGUUUGGCCUGUCCAACUUUCAAUGUGCUGUGCAGUUCAUUUUCUCAGCACAAUCCUAGCUGGUUGUCCUCUCUGUCUGUUGUCUGUUCUCUCUUUAGGGAGAUAAAAUGGAAAGAUGAAAAUGAAUUUUAAAGGAAAUAGGAGUGGAAAUGGAGGAGAUGGAAGAUCCAGUCAAGAUACAAGUGAGAAAAAUGAAAAACAGCCAGGCUAGAAGAGAGGAAAAAUCCGCUAUGAGGCAGCAGAGAUGAAUCGAUGCUGAAAAGCUACAUUUUUGAGAAGAGAAAUUGCAAGGAGAGGGGGAAAUUAAAGAGUGUUGAAUAAAGAGGAGACUAAGAGAUCUGUAAAAUAUUAUUUCUUAGUGUUGAGCUUAUUUCCAAAAUACCAUAUGAGAGGUUAAGCCAGAAAACAGAUUAUUUCUCUUGUUACAAAGAAAUCAUGGUGCUCUCAGGAAACGAGCAGAUCAUGAACACAGCCUGACAGCUGCUGGGUACAGGGAAUGGUUUCCUUUACCGUGUUCCUGCUCAUUUUAGCAAUUCCAGCCCUUUCCAGCUCAGUUUUCCCUUUUACUGGAGUAGCCUCCACUUUUCAUACAAUCACAAAGACACAAAACAAAUAAGUUCUGGGAUCACAACACUGUUUUGUGGAGAUUUUUUUUCUCUCAAAUAUUCUUAUGACAUUUCUAUGAGUUGAGGGGGAGACAGAUAUGUUGUGUAGUGUUGUUUCACAUCUGGAGAAACUGGGGCACAGAGGAGUGUUAGAGGGGAGAGUUCAGUUGCCCUUUGUAGUGCUGAUGAGUGGCGAUGGAUGUGGAGGCCGACAACCAGGUCUUCUCAACAGAAAAAAUUACACUUCCAUCUGUAACCAACUCAUUUUUUUCUCUAUUUUCUAUGAUGGCAAAACAAAAUGGAACCCAAAUUUCACAAAUACGCUAUCCUUAUAAUUUAACCUGCAGGUUUCCAUUUUUGAAAAAUUUAGUUCUAAUUAUAAUAACUUUUACCUCUCAAAAAACUAUAAUACUGCAAUAACUCCAUAAUUCAAAAUGAAAGAGCUGAGGGUAUUGGGAAUAAUAAAAAUAGUAGAGAAUCAGCAAAAAUCAAAAACAAAACACCCUAUAUCUGAAUAAGUAACCAUUUCCAAAGAGCAUAAAAUACUGCUGAAUAUAAUUCAGUCGUGUGUGUUUGUAUGUGUGUGUGUGUGUGUGUGUGUAUGUCAGAGAGCAAGAGAGAGAAUAUGUAAUAGAAAUCAGAUGAACCAAUAGCUAGCUAAUGGCAUCUGCACUUAGCUAACUCUGGUGGGCCAUACCCUACAAAAUGUUGCAAUUGAGAGUUUCACGAACCUUGAUUCUUUUUCAGAUUGGUCCCAAUCUAUGUGUGAACUAAACCCUUCCUGUACAUCCUUGCUGGAAGUUGUCUCAGUGACAUGGCCCUACAUGUCCCAGGAACCCCCCCUUUCUUUGUUCCAGGGCCCUCUCUCCAGUUUUCACCUCAUCUUGGGCCUGAGACUGAGAUGAGACGGGGGAGAGGUCUCAGCUCCACAUUUUCCACAUGUAUGUUAUCACCUAACAUUCCUCAAUGAGCAGCACAUUAGCGAAUGGAGCCUGUUUCAGUCUAAUCGUUUGUGCUCUUAGGAUCUUAAAACCAAUCACUAAUCCAGGUUCAGGAAGAAGUCUGAGGUGCUAACAGCCCAUAAUCGUGAAAAAAAGUCAUCCAUUAUUUUGGGAAGAGAAGGCUGAAGACAGGAGGAGCCUCUCUUAAUUUCCUGCUUUCUAGAACACCAGACAUACAUGAGCCUCAGACCUAACACAUGCACCUCUGAACUUGAAUGUCUCUGGGACAAUGAUUCAUAUUUUUAAAAAAGGAAAUGGGAAUGAUAUAUGACUUGAAAAUCUCAGACGCUGCCCUUCCAAAGGAAACCACAGGGAAUGUGGUAGGAGAUGGAUUCAGUGUCCUCUACCCGGCCUCUAUCUCAUUCCUUUUCUGAUUCUGUUCUCUCCCUGCCGCCUUGGCUCACAGUCCUGGAGGCAGUUCUUCUCCAGGGCCUUCUCCCUGGGCUUCCUACCAUGCUUAGAAAUACUCAUUGGCAUCUUUGGGUUUGUGCUCUGUGGGGCAUUGUGUGAAUCACUUGGUAUAAAUCAUCUAGUUUAAUGAUCGUAACAACCCUGGGAGGUAGAUGUUAUUUCUCCAUUUGUCAGAUGAGGAAAACUGAGGCCCAGAGAGCUUCAGUAACUCAUCCAGGGUUUCAGGGCAAGCAGUGGCAAUGCUGGCUCUGACCUUCAGCCUCCGUGACACUGCUUCUCAGAAUUCACAGACAGUCACGGGCCAGAAGACAAGGAGACUUGGUGUUACUGUGUGAGUUAUGCAGAGGCAAAGAUUUGGAUGUGACCAAAAAGAUGGCACAGGGAAGUUCAAAGAAAUCACACAGCCACAAGGCAGUGGCCUGUCUGGGCUGUUUGGCCUUGGCUGUGAAGACCUCCUCCUGUCCAGGAUCACGCUGAGUAGAAAAGGAAGCCCAUAGUGUCUUCACGUGUUCCCCAGGGUCUGGCCCAGAUGGAACCCCAUGGCCUGAGAGACAGUCUGAGGCCUGAUCACUUGAUCACCCCUCUGUGUUCUUUCAGCUCCUGAUGAAACCAUACCUGCAGGGAGUGCAGGGGCAGACGGGGACUCCGUGAGGGCAGCCGACCAGCGACAGCCUUCAGUUCCGACAAAGACACAUCACAUUGCAAAUGACACUGUGCCAUCUGGUUUCUGUGUUUUGCUGUAACAGGUUAAGUGAACCCCUGGGCUUAAUUUUUCCCUUACUUAGUUCUAUGGCAACAAAGAAAAGUGACUUCUUUUCAUUUCUCAGCUCAAAACUUCCUAAGCUGUGUCUCUUCCUCAACAUCCCUUUGAGAGUCAAGUCUAGAAAUAAAACACAA
Molecule: messenger RNA, 14858 nt
Organism: Callithrix jacchus (white-tufted-ear marmoset)
Lineage: Eukaryota; Metazoa; Chordata; Mammalia; Primates; Cebidae
Product: guanylate cyclase soluble subunit beta-2-like
Biological process (GO): response to oxygen levels; cGMP biosynthetic process
Cellular component (GO): guanylate cyclase complex, soluble
Molecular function (GO): guanylate cyclase activity; heme binding
Source: RefSeq, a predicted model, not a curated record